Molecule: messenger RNA, 4369 nt
Organism: Haliaeetus leucocephalus (bald eagle)
Lineage: Eukaryota; Metazoa; Chordata; Aves; Accipitriformes; Accipitridae
Gene: TSPO2
Product: translocator protein 2
Exons: 4
Coding region: 2689-3183 (164 amino acids)
Cellular component (GO): endoplasmic reticulum; membrane
Molecular function (GO): cholesterol binding
Source: RefSeq, a predicted model, not a curated record
UUUGGGUUGCUCAGAAGACAGUGAUUGCCAUGAAGGUUCCUCCCUGGCCACGGCCGUGUCCUUUGUGGCAGCUCAGUGAGCACACUCACGCUCUCAUCAGUGGCAGACAAACCAGGACGACUUUAUUGCCAAUGUAAAUCAGAGAAGCUCUGCUGGCUUCUGAGGAGCACUGCAGAUUUAUGCCAGGAGCUGACCCGGCAUCUCUAUUUUCAAAACUAGGGCAGAUUGAAAUAUGCUGUUUUUCAAUAAUAUAUUCAGGUUAACAGGGCUUUUAUAUUUGGGCAAUUAAUCUUGCAUAGACUGAGAACCUCUUGGGACAACGUGCAAAGGUUGCUAAGAAGAAGAAAACACACACAGUUGUGUAACUCGGUUCUCCCAUGUCUUUUCUUUCAGGAAAACACAUUGCAGUGGUACAGCAGUGAUCUGAAACCCAGCAGUAAUACUAUUUUAAUAAUCAGAAGCAUACCAAGACAUAGUAUAGAAAUUAUUUUACUAAGAGGUAGUAUUACCUCAUCUUGUAUUACUGUAAAAUGAUUCAAACCAGAAAUAUUGAGACAUAAAUCUGUGGUAACAGAGGAAAACCAAUAUUGUGCUAGAGAAAGUCUUUCCUGUUUAUUGCAAGCCCGUUCCCUCCCGUGGCAUGUGCUCACACAGAAGGGGAGGCCUGGGGCACGCACACACGCUUGUCUUCGUGUGUCUGGGCACGAGCUCACACCAUAUUUAAAAUCACUCCGGGUCCCGGUCCCAGUCCCGAUCCCUGGUUGGUGCCACCAAAAACUCUUCCCAAACCUGAUCCUUGUCUUUCUGCACUCCCUCUCGCGGUCUCUUCUAUCUGCCCAGCAGCCCUACUGCCAUCUGCCAGUGUCUUCAACUUAAUCAUUACCUAAGAAACACCGUAAGAGAUGCUAUUCGGAAGUCCAGACAAGCGAGGUGUACCACAUCUUCUUGCUUAGGAAGCAGACGCCUGCCCAGGCAAUGGCAUCCAGCCUGCUGCGAUCCACUUUCAGCAAAUCUAUUACAUAUUAUCCCAUUUUUCCAGGUACCUCUAUGUCUUCACCUAUCCCUUUCUUUGCUCUAAAGCUCGAGUAGGACUGAUACAUGACUUUUAGGCCUGGAAUUGCCUCUGCUGGUUUUUUCCUCUUUGCAUUUGCUAUUCCCCAGUCACGCAGCAUCAUCCCCAGCUUCACAGAUUUACCGGGAUCCUUGUAAUUUGUCCCUUAGUUUUUAAUUCUUCAGCACAUUAGACUCUAAAAUAGCCUGGGAAUACAACUGCUAUAUGCCAAGCAAACCAGUCAUCAUGGCUCUGUGCUUAAGCCCAGGAAAGGAAAUACUACCGGCUAAAAACUGUUGAUCUGCUUGCUUUCUGACAAAGUUGCCAAAGCCUGGUGAAGGCAAUGCUACCCAGCGAUCUGCGUGAUGACUGCUUCAGCGGAGAAGUGGCUGACUGCAAUGGAAACCAUUCAGUCACAUAUAGUAGCUGCAUCACUGCACGACAGAAGUUUCCAAUCGCAAAUAGCAACAGACUCUGAAAGGCUAUGCAGGUGGCUACUGCUUGAUUAAUGUGUGCUGCAUCUGUUAUUUCAAAGUGGCAAUUACGCUAUAUAAACACACCACUGCAAUAGCAGGGCAUUGAUUUAUGCUAGCUGAAAAUCUGUGCCUUUACACUGUUUUUUUUCUUUCUUUCCCCUCCCACAAAAAAUAAUUUCCUUCUGAGCUCAAUAAAACAAAACAUCUCAUUGGUUCUAUGUUAUAACAGUAAUAUUGCAUUCUGCUAGGAACCAGCAAUCCUGCCUCUGGCCAUGAAAUUCAGGUAAUGACCCGUAACUGAAGUAAAUUAGUGUUUCAUUUCCCAUCCCUUGCAGACAGCUUACUAAUGGAAAUUGAUUUCUGGCUUUUUUCUUUUUCAUUUAACAUGCUUGUGUAAUGUCUUUAUUUUAGAUUCAAGUGAUUUCCAGUGAAUUUUAGCCAAAAGGCUAGUGUACAGGCGGCCACCGAAAGCAUCUGGUUAAUCAAUGUUGCGUUAAAGAGCGCAUGGGGGACUGGCAUAGCAGGGACAUCCUCAUACGUGCAGCCGGCUCCUUCUGUCCUGUGCUCACACUCACGGACACGCUCCGGGACAGAUCCUCAGAGGGAAUAAAUCAGCAGAGCUUGCAACCAUGUAACACGCACGGAAGUCGUACUGUUAUGGACCUGAUCCCUUAUGCACAAGCUCUUACACAAUUACCACAUUCAUUUAUACGUGACACACUUUAAUUUAUACUUUCGCACACCCAACACGCUCCCAGCCCGAUAAAAAGGUGCUUCUCUGUCCCAUGCAGCCACUCUCUGACCUACAGGCAAGAUGCGUGUCCUCAAACCAAGCCAAGAGCCUCAGAUGUCACAUCUCGGUGGCGUCGGGACCCAGAAGCCGGUGCUGUCCUCCGCACGGUUGCUCAACCACCCCCAAAUCCCCUGUAAUUCUUGCCGAACAUGGGCUCUCUUGUGUAAUCUGAUACAGCCACCAGCGAACGCACACACACCCUUUUUUCUGCUAUUUAGGUAAAACUCAGCUGACAAUUUCUUCAUUGUAUAGCAGCACCAGCAUUAGAGACAGAAGCUGGCCUUGGAUGUCCAACCCUUUUUCUUUGCAAGAGAGAGAAAGGCAGUAAGAGGCGCAGGCAAAAGGCUACUUCAAGCCACCAAGGAAGGAUGUGGGCUUAUACUGUUGGGUUUACUGUCCUGCCUCAUGUUGGAGGUUUCCUUGGCUGGUUCAUUAAUCGAAAAGCAAUACCUGUUUGGUAUGAGAAGCUGAAAAAACCUUCAUGGUGUCCACCCCGCAAAAUGUUCCCUGUUGCUUGGACUGUCCUCUACACUGGCAUGGGCUAUGCCUCCUACCUGAUAUGGAAUGACCUGGGUGGCUGCAGCAGCAAAGCUCUCGUCCCACUUGGCCUCUACGGGGCUCAGCUGGCCUUGAACUGGGCUUGGCCUCCCCUCUUCUUUGGUGCACGUAACCUGAAGAUGGCACUGAUUGACAUCCUGUGCUUGGACGUCCUGGCGAUAGGCACGAUGUGCUCCUGGUACCGCAUUAACAAGAUAGCAACGCUGCUGAUGGUGCCUUACCUGGGCUGGCUGGCCAUGGCGACUUGUCUCACAAUCCACAUCUGGAAGGACAACCCUGAGCAAAAACCAGGAAAGAGUGAAUAAGAGCGGGACAGAUAUGAAGGCAUUUUGUGAAACUAAACUAUGCUGAUGUGAACCAAGGUCUAAUAAUUUGGGGGAUUCAUUUUGGGACAGGCAUCAGAACAUGCCUCCUCGUCCCACGUUCAUCGUGGUUGUGUGAAAGAAAGGUUUGUACCAUGCGCUUGUGUGCUCCUUUGAAGUAACCAUGCAUCCUUAACCUGGGAACUAUUUUCUCCAGCACUGUUGAGAUUCGGGGGCUACAGCUGUAUGGUGACCUUAAUGCUAUGAGGUCAAAUUCCAUUAGCCAAAUUAGGAUCUCACGAUACCAGCAUAAUUCAGAGUAGCAAACCUGGACACCCUCGAAACCGCUACCAUUCCCCCAGAGAGCAGAACUUGUUCACACACGUGGUAAAUCCCAUCUCCUCUUCAGGGACCAAACAAAAAUGGCCUUCACUCAUGCACACCGAUUUUUAAGAACUUGAUUUUUUGCUAUUUGUGCUGUUGCUUCAUUUUCACAUAUCAGCUGGUUUGUGCUUUAUACCAUUAACUUUUUAUCUGUCAGCUACUGAGCAAGCAGUAGCCUUGUUCUGCUAGUGAAAGGAGACUGGGCACUUUGACUUCUAUUUGUGGAGUAUCACACUUCUUGAGUUUCAUGCUCCAAGAUAAAGCAGCAAUGAUUAGAAUGCAAAUGCUUCUCCCAAGGGGAAAUUUCUCUCUUCCACCUCUGUGUGCUAUUCCUCAUCAGAAAAGAAAAACUAACAUCAGUGCCUUUGAAAAAAAUAUUUUAAAUGGUUUUUUUAAGUACAGAAACACAAGAGCUUUUGUAAAAUUUAAGAACUUGCUCACACUGCCUUGAAGGUUGUAAUUACAUGAUUGGCAAAAAGCCCCAUGCCAAGUCUGUCAGGUGCAGUACAAUUAUCUCAUCCCAGUCUUUCCACUCCUGAAUAUUAUUGAUCAGGAAAGGUUAAAAUACAUGUAGUUCCAGAGAAAUGGGACCAAGCUGUGGCAGAAUCAGACACAAGAGGAGCAUGGACUAGCCCUUGUCCAUUCUUUAUUCUGGUCAUUGCCUUUGAUAGAUCUGAACCUUAGAUGUUGCUGUCUACAGAGAAUAUUUGCUAUUAUUUUUUAAUUGAUAGAAUGUGAAGAAAAGUGGUAAGUGGAUCUUCUUUCUGGCAGCUGCCUGUAGAUUAAGGUGCAUGGGUAUACUUGC